This is a messenger RNA of Columba livia (rock pigeon), 2151 nucleotides long. RefSeq lists its product as uncharacterized. The transcript is spliced from 8 exons. Bases 990 to 2033 code for a protein of 347 amino acids. The record is from RefSeq and is a predicted model, not a curated record. Lineage: Eukaryota; Metazoa; Chordata; Aves; Columbiformes; Columbidae.
CUGGCAGCCCAUGGGGGUGGGGACCCCUGUGUCCUCCAGGAAGUGCAGAGGAACGAGCCCCCCAGGGUGAGUGGGGCACCUGGGUCUGUCCCCACCGUCACUGGAGCCACCUGCGCUGCUGGUUGUUGCCGUGAGACCUCCGGGGUCUGCAGGUGCCACCAGGAAGGUCUGCGAGUUUCACAGGGAUAUCAGACCCUCAGGACAGCUGUCAUGGGUGACACAACUCACUCGUGUCACCAGGUCCCAGCUCCACUGCUGGCAUGUGUAUUCCAUGGUCAGUGUGGCCUGGGAUAGUACCAGGGUGGACGUGAACUCUGAUGGCUGGUCUGGAGCCACCACUGGAGCCACCACAGUGCUGCCCACGGUCACCAGAACAGGCGCCAGGUCACACAGCCCAGGCCUUGUCCCUGAGGCCCGCAGCUGCCUCCCGUGCUAUGCCGAGGUCUUCUGCUGGGAGCAGGUGCCGAAUCCCACCCUGGCUACCAGAUUCCUCUGCAGAUGGGGGGAUGGAAAACCCAAAGCAGGACCAGCACUGUGUGGUGGGACCAUGGUCACACAUGGGACCACGACUGAGUGGUGGCAUCAGAUCUGUCUGGUGGGACUAGGACCAUGUGUAGGACUGGGGCAGGGACCACGAUGGGACCAGGGUCAUGUGGCUGGACCAGGACUGUGUGGUGGCAUGAAUAUCAUGAGAUGGGACCAGGAGCAUCUGUAGGACCAAAACCAAGUGGUGAGACCAGACCACGUGGUGCAACUGGGACCAGGGCAAAGUGACCAGACUAGGACCCCAUGCAGGACCAAAACUACGUAGUGGGACUGAUGGGACAGAAAGUGAUGGUGAGACUGGGACAGCAUGUAGGACCAGCCCCACAGGUGGAACUGCAGAGAAAAUCAAGCAAAUCCCCAAACCCAGUAGCUCCAGCUGGGGCCCGUUGGCUCCACCCUGGUCUUUAAGGGUCCCCAGGUGCUGGAGUUAUUGCUGGCUGAGAAUGGGGCUGCACUGGUGGGUGCUGGUGUGUGGGGCUGUGCUGGGGGUGGCAGGGACCACCAGGGCUCCAGCCGCCUUGCUGUCUUCUGGUCACACAGUGGUGGCUUCAGUGGUGUCCUCGGGCCUGGGGACAAGGGCAGUGUCCCCAGGGUUUGCUGUUGGAGGGGCUCAUGCUCACCCCUGCUCUGAGGAGCCCAGCGUGAACUUCACCUUGAGGCUCCUGGAUGGGGACACUGAGCAGCCGCUGGUGCUCAGCCCUGGCUCUGCCAUCCGCCUGGAGGCCAGGGUGGACUCUGGCACUGGCACCUUGCUGAAGGUCGGGCUGGAGCAGUGCUACGGGACACACACGGGACGGCCAGGACGCUCCCGGAGAGUCUUCAUGGUGGUCAACAGCCACGGGUGCCUGCACGGGCAGAAUCUGGGAAACGUGUCUGUCCAGCACUGGAGAGGGGGGUCUGUUCUGCAGCUCACCAUUGCAGCCCCCGCGCUGGAGGAGGAGCUGGAGAAGGAGAAGGUCUACGUGCACUGUCUGCUGACGGCGUGGGGCCCUGGCCGGGGACACAGUGACAGGUCCUGCUUCUACAGUCAAGCCACGGCCAGCUGGCACAACGCAGAGGACCCUUCCUGGAGUGCCCUGUGCCACUGCUGUGACACCGGCUGUCCCCCUGCUGACACCCUCCUUGGAGAGCCGCCAGCCUUCCCAGGAGAGGGGACACUCCACCAGGAGACGGUUGGACCAUUGCUGGUGCAGAAGGAGAAGGUGCCGUGGUACGAAGGGCCGUGCCACACGGUGAAGAGGUUCCUGCUGGCCGGGCUGGCCCUGCUGGGCAGUGCCCUGGUGGCAGCCGCACUGGUGGGGGGGCUGCUGGCGCUGGCCGUGGCCACCUGGCGCGCGGGCAGACGGCGGGGGCGGCGGCGGGCGAGGCGACAGUGUCCCUUCCAGGCGGAGCUGCAGAGCGUGGUGCGGGCCCUGGUCCCCAGGGAGCUGGAGAAAGGGGCAGAGGUGGGACCAGACCACGGCAGCCCGGCACAGGGCUCGGCAUGAGCCCGUGACCCCCUCCUCCCCAAUAAAUGUGGUUUUCUUUUCUCUAAAGCUUCUCACGGUGGUACCAUGUGGGUGUGACCGUGGGCUGGGGACAUGCCACCACACCUGAAAGCAACAU